AUGCUGGGUGGUGAUUCUCCUUCCCUGCAGCACGAGCACUUAGAGGAGCAGUGGGAAAACGCCGCUGCCGUUUUCGGCAAAGCACAUAUCAGGCUCUUUAAGAAAAUAUUGACAGACAAAUCACAACAAAAAGCUGUUCGCGGUCAUGCGGUCCGCUACACGCUGCUAGCCUGGGGACUUCGUACUGCCGUUUGCACGGCUGUUUUUGGCGGUUGUGCGUCCCUGGGUAGUAGUGGCGAUUGGGGCUGUGAAUUCUCGGAGUGCUUAGAGGUUGCAGCAGCGCACACCGUGGCGUUCCCUCUCCCCGCUCUUGGGAAGAUCGUCAAGAAGGCUGCAUGUGUGCCACUCGUGGAAAGGGCUCACCCUUGCUUCCUGUCGUCGCACGACUCUGGUGUUGCGUCCUGCUCUACGUCUUUUCCAGUUUUAGUCGAAUGCAAGAAGCGUAAAGUUGCUCAUUCGGUCGUCGCUACACACUUCCCACCGAGGUCAUUUGCAACCGUCGUCCCUCAGGCAAGAGGGACCCAGCAUUCAAAAGGCCAGUUGCACCAUUCAACGGCACACAAAAUGCCGAAAACAGCCCUUGUUGCCCUCGCAAAUGGGGCAGAAGACAUCGAAUUUAUUACUCCCGUGGACGUUCUGCGGAGAGCAGGCUUUAAGGUCGUGGUUGCCUCUGUAGGCAAUCAUAUGGCGGUAAAGACGGCACAGGGCGUGCACAUUGAGGGCGAAGUGCUCCUGAAGGAUAUCCCAGAGUCGAAGCACUUUGAUGUAAUCGUGAUUCCAGGUGGCAGCAAGGGUGCUGAAAACUGCCGCGAUUGCCCCCACCUCACUCAGCUGCUAAAGGCGCAGCACGCUGCCGGCCGUUGGAUCGCAUCGAUUUGCGCAUCUCCUGCUGUUGUUCUUGCGCACCAUGGCAUCCUAGAUGAUCAUAAAGCAGUCGCAUAUCCUAGUUUCCAGAACGAGCUGAAACACAAGGGAAAGGGACGUGUCUGCGUGGAUAAGCACAUCAUCACAUCGAUGGGCCCUGGCAGCGCUCUGGAGUUUAGCAUGGAGAUCGUAAAUUGCCUUUUGGGGGAGGCGAAGCGUGACGAGCUUAUGAAGGGCAUGUGCGUUGUUUGA
Cyclospora cayetanensis is the source of this 1116-nucleotide messenger RNA. RefSeq names its product protein DJ-1 homolog B. Gene Ontology annotation, biological process: protein deglycation, glyoxal removal; guanine deglycation, glyoxal removal. Bases 1 to 1116 code for a protein of 371 amino acids. Gene Ontology annotation, molecular function: protein deglycase activity. Lineage: Eukaryota; Apicomplexa; Conoidasida; Eucoccidiorida; Eimeriidae. The transcript has 8 exons. Gene Ontology annotation, cellular component: nucleus; cytosol. The record is from RefSeq and is a predicted model, not a curated record.